Hydractinia symbiolongicarpus is the source of this 3462-nucleotide messenger RNA. Its product is annotated as ADAM 17-like protease. The record is from RefSeq and is a predicted model, not a curated record. NCBI's taxonomy places the organism in Eukaryota, Metazoa, Cnidaria, Hydrozoa, Anthoathecata, Hydractiniidae. Gene Ontology annotation, cellular component: plasma membrane. The transcript has 2 exons. Gene Ontology annotation, biological process: membrane protein ectodomain proteolysis; Notch signaling pathway. Gene Ontology annotation, molecular function: metalloendopeptidase activity. Bases 32 to 2161 code for a protein of 709 amino acids.
UUUCUUGUUAUUAUUGUUAGGGCACCUAAAAAUGAAUUGGAUAUACUGCUUUGUGUAUGGUUUGAUUCAACUUCAUUUAAAUGCUGGAGCAAGUUAUAGCAGAUCUCUAACCGAAACACUGUCUUAUUUUGAAACGCUGAAUAAGAAUGACAUUACUCAUCGUAUUACGAGAAGAAGUAUUUCAGAAACUCAUAUUCGUCAUAUUGCAUUUAAAAGCCAUGGUGAAAAGUUUGAUGUUGAACUUAUUCCUUCCCACAAGAUUUUUUCUCCAUCAUUUGAAGCAAUUUCAAUUGAUAAAGAUGGCAAUGAGCACCCCUUCUAUGUUGACAAAGACACUUUUUAUAAAGGUCACUUGAAAAACCAUGAGUAUUCUAGUGCAGUGGUACAUGUUGAAGAUGGCAUGGUCACUGCUACCAUUAAUACAAAUAAUGCUACUUUUGUUAUUGAACCAAUGUGGAGACAUGUUGACAAAAAUCCUUCCCAUGAUAUGAUUAUUUACAAAGUUUCAGACAUUCAUUGGAAUUUGACACAUGCAAAUGAGACAAAGACAUGUGGUACACACUACAAUCGUUUCUCUCAUCACGAUGUGCAAAAAGACAUUUUUCACCAAGGCAGAUCAAAAAGAGCUGUAACUUCAAUGCAUAAAAACAUAUGUAGCUUAACACUUGUAGGUGACUACACAUUUUUCAGAACAAUAGGAGGUGGAAAAAUCCCUCUCGCUGUAAAUUAUAUGCUUCAAGUUAUAGCUCGUGUUAAUAAUAUAUACAAAAACACAGAUUGGCCUGGGGUUGGUCGAAACAUUGGCUUUCAAGUCCAAAAAACAAUAAUUCAUGAAUCGUUUAGUAGCGACCAGAAGCACCUCUAUAACAAAGAAAAGGCUGGUCCGUGGAAUGUGGAUGCGUUGCUCACUGAAUUUAGUCGUGAAAAAUGGAGUGCUACUUGCCUAGCUCAUCUGUUUACCCAUCAAGAUUUUGAUCGAGGAGUGAUUGGAUUAGCUUAUGUUGGAAGUCCUUUAUCUGAACAGGUGGGUGGUAUAUGUACACCAACACAUGCGGAUCUAAUUGGAUUGCGCUAUCUUAAUUGCGGGCUUACCAGUGGAACCAAUUGGGGGCGAAGGUUGCUAACGACCGAAGCCGAUUUAGUAACAGCUCAUGAACUUGGUCAUAAUUUUGGUGCCAACCAUGACCCUGCAAGUUGUUCGAAAUCAUCUGGAGGGAAGUAUAUUAUGUAUGCAACUUCUGUUUCUGGAGAUCAGCCAAACAAUUUUAAAUUUUCACCCUGUAGCAAGCAUCAGAUUGCUGAAGUUUUAAAGGCGAAAAAGAACAAUUGUUUUACAGAUCCUGUGGAUAGCUAUUGUGGAAAUUAUGUUGUUGAAGAAGGUGAGGAUUGUGAUCCUGGGAUCACAAAAGACAAAUGCUGUACAUCAAGUUGUACAUUCCAAAAAAACGCACAAUGUAGCGAUUCCAAUCAUGGCUGUUGCACCAACUGCAUGUUUUCGAAUAACCAAAAGCUCUGUCGUGGAGAAUUCAAAUUGGAGUGUAUAGGUGAAACUAAAUGUACAGGUCAUUCAAAAGAUUGCCCUGAGGCUCCCAAACUUACUAAUAGAGAGGAUUGUGGACUUAGCAAGGGAAAUUGUGUUAAUGGCAAUUGUACUUCUUUAUGCGCUCAAAGCAACAAACUCUCAUGCUUGUGUCAGGCAGGUGGGGAUGCGUGCAAAAUAUGUUGUAAAGACACUGAAAAAAGUGACUGUAAACCAUUGGUAAAAAAUGGAGGUGAAACAAAAGAAAAUGAUGGUAUACCAUGUUUUCUGGCUCAGGGACAGGGUCAGUGUGUUAGAGGAAUUUGUAAAACAUCUCAACAGAAUGUUAAGGAUGAAUUUAAAGAUUUACUUAAAGAUUUUACCUUUAGCAAAUUUGCACGAUUCAUGGAAGCUAAUAUUGUGGGCACGAUUUUAGUAUUUUCUCUAAUGAUUUGGAUACCAGCAUCAUGCGUUGUAAACUAUUUAGACAAAAAACAAGAAGAAGAAGACAAGGAAAUGACAAAGUGGUUGAAUCCAUUUAGUAGACAAUUAAUGAAAACAACUCCUGCAAAGUUUAAAGCACUUUUCCAGAAAGGAAGAGCACAAAAGCCUUUAAGGACACAAUAUCAUAUAUCAUCUUAGUAUUAAAAAUGAAAAACAUAAUAAAUCAAAGCCCACCAUAUGGUGUGAAGUACUAUAUAGCUGGAAUUUUUGUUUUCGCUUUUUUAAUCAUGAGAAUUUUAAAUGCUAAUUUUAAUUUUUUCCUGUUUUCGUAUUUUACUGACAGCUGUACUUAUUAAUCCCUUAAAAAUGUAUUUGACUUUGAAUCUGUUUGAGACAUGCUCUGCCAUAAAAUAUUCUAGAAAAAUUUUUCUUUUGAUUUUGCACAUGCUAGCAUUUUUUAUAGUGUAAACAAAUUAUAUCAAACUUUAGCAUGAUGCUGUUCAGUAGAAAAUACUGUUCGCUAGGAGACACAAUAAAUGCUUGAUUAAUCCUAAUAAAUAAACUCCUAUGGGGUUUAACUAAGUUGAAUCCAGUACACCUAAUAAAUUUUAAUGCCGGUAACUGCCCUAGCUACUCUAUCCAAUCGAUGCUAGCAUGGGGAAUGGGUGUUAAACCGAGAAUGAUGAUGAGGUGAAUGAUAAUGAUGAUAAGGGAUUUAAUUUUGUUUUUAAUACCUUGUUACUUUGUGUUGUUAAAUAAUAUUUGGAUAUACAUGUUGUCAAUUUAUUAAGCCACCCUCUAAUAAGCCCUUCUUUCCAAUAAGCUCCAACCUCAAAAUUAAUUUUGGAAGUAAGCCCACAGGUACUUAAUUAAGUAUUUACGAUGAGUGGUUAACAUAUUCGUUUUUAAUUUGAGUGCCUCAAAAGAAGUUGAGUUUUAACUGCAUAAUAUCCACAAAGAUUGUGUGUGCUUGUCUGUUCUUCCUGAUUUUGUAUUAACAACAGAAAUGUGAUUUCAUUUUUAAUUGCUGUAUUUACAAAAUUAAAGUAUAUAAAGUAUGGAUAUGAUUUGUUUUUUUUAUUUGCGUAGCAUAGUAAAAGAAAUAUAGCUAUGAAAUGUAGUAUGUAUAUGGUAAUAUUUAUUUAUAGUUGGUUAUUUUCUUAUGUCCUUAUUAUGUGUCAUUCUAUAUUCAGAUAUGAAGCUUUUAAUUAUAUGAAUACAUUUAAAUGUGUGAACUUUCAAUCUAAUGGGGUUAGGCCUAAAAAAUAUGUUUUCUAACUUUUAUUCAAAUGUCACCAGGAUUCAAUUUUAUACCACUAACAAUUCACAAAGAUGUUGUUGUAUGGACAAGUAUAGUAAUUUGCCUGUGUUGUGUUUUGCUAUGAGUGAAAAUUUUCUAAUUAUAGGAGAUAUAAAACAGAAGUGUUUAGCUGAAAUAAAAUUUACCCUUGCACUCAUGUACAAGCAUUUGUUAUAAUACCAUCUUCUGUUGUCGAAAA